AUGUGGUGUGUUUUAUAUUUGUUGGAUUGGGUCAUACACGGCACCGCUGGUGACACCUACCCCAGUGACGCCACUGGUGACACCUACCCCAGUGACGCCACUGAUGACACCUACCCCAGUGACGCCACUGGUGACACCUACCCCAGUGACGCCACUGAUGACACCUACCCCAGUGACGCCACUGGUGACUCCUACCCCAGUGACGCCACUGGUGACACCUACCCCAGUGACGCCACUGGUGACUCCUACCCCAGUGACGCCACUGGUGACUCCUACCCCAGUGACGCCACUGAUGACACCUACCCCAGUGACGCCACUGGUGACUCCUACCCCAGUGACGCCACUGGUGACACCUACCCCAGUGACGCCACUGAUGACACCUACCCCAGUGACGCCACUGGUGACUCCUACCCCAGUGACGCCACUGGUGACACCUACCCCAGUGACGCCACUGAUGACACCUACCCCAGUGACGCCACUGGUGACACCUACUCCAGUGACGCCACUGAUGACACCUACUCCAGUGACGCCACUGGUGACACCUACCCCAGUGACGCCACUGGUGGCACCUACCCCAGUGACGCCACUGGUGACUCCUACCCCAGUGACGCCACUGGUGACACCUACCCCAGUGACGCCACUGGUGACUCCUACCCCAGUGACGCCACUGGUGACACCUACCCCAGUGACGCCACUGGUGACACCUACCCCAGUGACGCCACUGGUGACACCUACCCCAGUGACGCCACUGGUGACACCUACCCCAGUGACGCCACUGGUGACACCUACCCCAGUGACGCCACUGGUGACACCUACCCCAGUGACACCACUGGUGACUCCUACCCCAGUGACGCCACUGGUGACUCCUACCCCAGUGACGCCACUGGUGACACCUACCCCAGUGACGCCACUGGUGGCACCUACCCCAGUGACACCACUGGUGACUCCUACCCCAGUGACGCCACUGGUGACACCUACCCCAGUGACACCACUGGUGACACCUACCCCAGUGAGCCCAAUGUUUUGGAUCUGAUGUGCCCCUUUUGCCCUUAA
Physella acuta is the source of this 1053-nucleotide messenger RNA. RefSeq names its product dentin sialophosphoprotein-like. NCBI's taxonomy places the organism in Eukaryota, Metazoa, Mollusca, Gastropoda, Physidae. The record is from RefSeq and is a predicted model, not a curated record.